UUCAGUGUCGCUCACAUUCAAGAUAUUAACACUAUCUAAAGAGCAAAGGGGAGUUUCCAAAGUCAUCAAGUCCAUCCAACUUUGCCAUUUUCGGCCAGAGACCACUGAAAAUGACUCCCAAGAAGACUGCCGCUCCCUUCUUAUGGUUUUCUUUUUGCUUUGGGAAUGUUCUUGAGGCAGUGGUGCUGGGAUCGGUGCAGUACCCCUCUGAUAACGGGCUCCACUCACAUCUGGAUGCGCGCGGUCCUGCAGAAGCCAGCGCGAGCUCUCGGAACGACUCCACAUCUGUUCAUGUUCCGGCUUACAUGAUCUCUCUGUACAGGACUCUAUCGGAACUGGACCGACGGGGAAGCAACGGCAGCCAGACGCGCUCCAGGAGAUAUGCCAAUACAGUGACCAGCUUCAUUGCCCUGGGACGAGACAAUCCUUCCCUAAAGCUCCACCAGCAGUACACAUUCGACCUGUCUGGUCUCUCACGAGUGGAUGAACUGAUGGAGGUGGAGCUGCGGGUUCUGAGGAGGCCACCGCCUGAUGUCUUAAGUUUACUCUCCACUGGUGGGAACCUGUACCGACUACUCCUUCACACCUGCUCCCUCCCAGGAUCCUCUAACCAACCUCUGCUCCUCACUUCCAGGACCAUUGAUCUUCUAGAUACCUCUUCAGCCACAUGGGACGUGUUUGACGUUGGCACAAGCGUGAAGACCCACCUUAAGUUGCACAGGACCGCGGAAGGCAGCAGGCCGUUGUGCUUCAGCAUAUCCUCCGUUUCUGAUUCAAAUAACGAGGUGGUGCAACCCGGCAUGCUGGGUCUGAGCCACGAGGAUCAGCAGACCCAUGAAAGGGCCUUACUAGUGGCUUUUACUCGAGCUCGGAGGAAGGAGAACCUCUUUAGGGAGAUCCGUGAGAAGAUAAAGGCCAUGAAAAGUCAUAAAUUUCCUCAUCCUGCACCGGAGCAUGGUAUUAAAGGUCAUCCGAGACAUCGGCGGAGGAGGCGGACUGCACUAGCAGGCCGUUCUGGUGUAGGACCUGCAACAGGAGGCGCCGGCGGAGGAAAGGGUGGUGGCAGACGGAGAACACGUUGCAGCCGGAAGCCGCUUCACGUGAACUUCAAAGAACUGGGUUGGGACGACUGGAUUAUUGCGCCGCUUGAUUACGAAGCUUAUCACUGUGAGGGUUUAUGCGACUUCCCUUUGCGCUCACACCUGGAACCGACCAACCACGCCAUCAUCCAGACUCUCAUGAACUCCAUGGACCCGGAGUCCACCCCUCCCAGUUGUUGUGUUCCUUCUAAACUUAGUCCCAUCAGCAUCCUGUACAUUGACUCUGGGAAUAACGUUGUUUAUAAACAGUAUGAGGAUAUGGUGGUGGAGAGUUGUGGGUGCAGGUAGCAAUGUGAGUGAGGGGUUAACUACCCCUGGACACUAUCCGAAAGCUGCCGCUGCCUCAUACGCAGAGGCCUCAUAUGUGGGCAAGAUGAAGCAGUCAGAGCGGGUGAGAUGGACAGUGUGUAUAUGUGUGACAACGAGCAUGUGUGUAUGUUCAGAUGGCGAAAAGACAUUGAGUUGUGUUUUAGAAGUGAGUGGAGGACAGCUCCAAAUUCCCUUACAACACCAAAUAAACAACUCCUCAACAGAAAAUGAGUGAAAACAUAGACUUUCCAGAAAUUAUUUGACAUCCUGUUAAUAUAAACUCAAUGAUAGAGUGUUGAAGUAUCCUUGCAGCAGCGGUAGAAAUGUUGGCCCCGUUAAGACUCUGUCAGAGUCUGAGAAUCUGUCAGCGGUAGCAUGCAACUAUAACGUGUAUAACAGUUAAAGGUGCUUUGCAUGACAGUCAGCUUAUAUUCAAGAUGAAAUAGCUCAGAAGAAUUUCGAUAGUGCCUCUGAAAAUGUUUCUCUGUGGAGUCUGGUGGCCUUAAUUAAACAUGGCAUUGACUGAGUGAAAGUUUGACUCCAUUCUAAAUCUAAGCGGUCCAAGUUUAGCUGGUUAGCAUGGCCUCAUUAGCCCCUGCUGGUAGAUGUCGUAACUACACCAUGUGGUUGCAAAAACAUCUUUAUCAACUGACGACCAAUCAAAAUAGCUGCAUUUUAUUGAAAUCACAGAGUAGGUGUUUUACCAGUGCACAGGGCUUUCUUAAACGUGUGAAAUUGACAUUUUUACCCUGUCUUUUGUCAUAGCUCAGGAUAGUCACUAGUAAAGGAUUUGGGAUUUUGGGUUUCAUCAGCCAAUCAGCAUUGUCGUGACAUCAUUUUCCUGCAGCUUUAGAGUGAUUAGUCAGUAGUAGCAUAUAUGGUUUUCCUUUUUGGAGUUUUAGAUGAUUCUAGAACCAACAGACCAAUGUAAUAAACCAGAACGUUGUUAAGCACAUCAUUUUAUAUUCUUAAAAUAACAUACUUAAUGCUAAAACUAAAAUUAAGCUAUUUAAUGAGAAUGAGAACCCAGGCGUUUUAUGUUGAUGACACCACAUUUGGCUUCGGUCAGACGAUAGAUCUGUAUUAUAGUACAUGAUGUGUGCAAUAUGUGCAAGAUAAAUGACUUCAUUGCAUUGAGCGACCUAAGACCUUAUUUUGUGAAAGGCCUUGUGGAGCCAAAAUCAAAAUGAUUGUUUUGUUUUAUUCUGACACCAGAUUUGGCUGUUUGAAGACUUCAGUGUUCACCUACAUUUACUGAGAGAGUUUGUUUACUUGAGCUGGUAAUUAGAUUAGAUUCCUUUUAUCCUUUAAUGUCAUGCCUUAUUAUGGAUUAUCAUACAAAUCCACUGUGUUUCCUCAAAUGUUUAAUUUAAAUCGUUUAUUUAUGAAUGAGGUGCCUUGUCCCAUAAUAUAACAAAAAGGGACCUAAUUUAUGCCCAAUUUAAUUGCUUUAAAGGGCAUGUCAUUCCAAACCUGUAUGAUUUUAUUAGAUUUUUUUCUGUCGAACAUAAAAGAAGAUGUUUUGAAGCAUGCUCAAGAUGUCUCAAAAUGUUUUUUAUAUUCCAGAGAAGAAAGAAAGUUUGGGUGAAUUAUCUCCUUAAAUUCAUGUUAGUUUAUGUGAAAGUUUUAGAUUUUAGACAUCAAGCCACAAGAACAAAAUGAAAAUAAGCUUCUAGCGUUCAUUAAUCUCAGUGUCAGAGCAGAAAUAUUUGCCUGCUUACUGUUUAUAUAACAUCAACUGUUUCCUCUAUGAAGAAAUACAAAGCAGAUUUUUAAUUCAUAACAGCAAUUGUUUUUCUUUUUUUGACAUUUCUCCAUGGUAAUUCCCCUCAAUCAAUGUUGGUCUCAUUGUAUGGGAAUGAUAAUCACCCAAAUUGUCCACGGUGGCAGUAUGAAAGUUACAUUCCUAAAUCAACAGACCACAGAAAAAUUAGCCAGAGCAUCUGUGCAGUUCAGAACAAUAUAAUGGCACGAAAUCUGAAGAAAACUUCCUGUGUGGUUUUACGGUACAUUACUGUCGUACGUUAGUUUAUAAGCUUGUUGUUUUGAUUGUUUGUAAGUACUUUUACAGAGGUAAAUUCAAUUUACCAUUUAAAAUGAAGCUGAAAACAGUUGCAUCUCUCACAGUAUUUCUCGAUUUCCCAUUCAGAUUGUGCAGAGCUGUUUUUGUUCUGAGGUAAAAUCUUGUUCUGCAGGACUGAACUGGGAAAGAUAAAGCAAAAAUGAGAUCUUCAACAUCUAUUUCAAACAUAUUAAUUUCAUUUGGCCAGACAAGGAUAGUUCAAACAAUAUCCCUCUCCCGAGGUCUUUAUCUCCUCUCAUUGUGAACAAUUCCAAUCGUAUGUGCUUGCUCCUUAAUCUAAUUCCUCUCAAGGCAGUUUCUCCAAACAAUCUGAUUCUUUUUAUAAGCAGCCUUUAUUUCAAUAUUGACACGAUCAUGAUACCACACCUAGCUGGAAAAGAAUAACAUUAGGGGACGCCAUCUUUGGUUCAAGGAGAUAAAGAGGCACAAAGAGUGCCGUUGCCUCGUCUGUUGUUUAGAGGUCUGGAGGUUAUCAGCUUAAGCGCUGCAUGGGUUACCUCAGUUGUGCCUCGCCAUUUGACUAAAGUGAAAAGCCUCAGGAGACAUUUAGUAGAGAAGGAGUUUCAAUUUACUAUGCCAAGUGCUCUCAGAGAAAUGAAUGCAAAGCCUGCAGGAUUGUCAUGGUUCAGUUAAGGGGUUUGGCACCCCUCGAAUAUACAUGCUGAUCAGUGCUAAGCAAUGUUAACUUACCUUCACCGACAUCUGUUUUACUUUACUGUACCUAAGCUGGUAAAAUAUAUGUUGCUUAAAGAAAUAUGGAGGGAAUCAUAAAGCCGUGACGGAUUUGUUUUAUUAGAGCAAAGGGUUAAAAUAUAAGUGUAAAUUAUUGUACACAUGUCAAAGCGCUUUUCUUAAUUUAAUGCAUUUAGUGUAUUUAUCUGGCUACGAAAAUGAUCAUUUUAUACUACAAAAAAUGGGAGAAUGUCUUUUUUUGUUAUUGACUUUUUAUUGUAAAUGCACUGUGUAUG
Molecule: messenger RNA, 4460 nt
Organism: Onychostoma macrolepis
Lineage: Eukaryota; Metazoa; Chordata; Actinopteri; Cypriniformes; Cyprinidae
Gene: gdf7
Product: growth differentiation factor 7
Exons: 2
Coding region: 111-1388 (425 amino acids)
Biological process (GO): SMAD protein signal transduction; BMP signaling pathway
Cellular component (GO): extracellular region
Molecular function (GO): growth factor activity; cytokine activity
Source: RefSeq, a predicted model, not a curated record